CAAAAUAAGUGUUUAUGUAAAUUAAUUAAUGAUUUUGCAUUGUAGAAUUUAUAUAUGUAUGCAUUUUCAAAGUGUUUAAUUUAGUGUGUUGUAUAAUUUAUUAAAUUCCCAAGCUAAUAUUUUUCAGCAGUGGCAUCAUUGACAAAUGUUAUGAAAGUUUUGACAGCUCUCUCUCGAACCCAAGAGUUUCGUAUCAAGUUAUCUAUGGCGGCAUAGGCAUUGAGUUCGAGAACGAGAGAGAUAGAUAUAGAGCGGCAAUACAAACGGGGAUUUUCUUCAAAACAAAAGCAAAACAAAAGUGACAUUGGUCGAUUGCGUCCUGCAGUUUCUAAUAACUUCUUACGUAUUAACCGUUAUUCACCGGCACAUUUUUCUGUGGUUGUGUGCUUUCAUUUUUCAGACUGUUUAGUGGAUUGUAUGAAUAGAUAAUUUUUAAAACAUCACAUCACCAGUGCAGUAAGUUCUUGAAGAAAAAAAUUGUUAGAAUGAGUGAUGGAAGAAAGCGACUUAGUGGAGCUGAGUAUAAAAAAAGGCCAAAAUUAAAAAAAAAGAACAAGAACGGAUUAUCUGUAAAACCAUAAAAAUUGACAGUUUUCUUACAAGUGACAGUAAAAGCAGUGUUGUUAGACCAGGAAAUUCAACCACAUGCAUUGAUACAAUCCAAUCUGAAAAAAAUGAAACGGAUUUGAGCUCUGUGGCCCAACAACAACUGUCGCCUGUUGAACAAUCUGCUUUCGAAAAAACGGAUAAUUAUGUUUUUGAUAAGGAGGCGGUAGAUGAAUCAUCAAUAAGUAUUACAGUUGAAGAUGCGUCCCCAAAUCAGACGUCAAGUGCAAGAAAUGACCAAGUGCUAACAACGGUAAAUGUAAACAAGGAUCCAGCUUUAUGGGAAAUUAACGAUACUUUAAGGGAGAAUAUCGCAAGGUCCGGCUUCGAUCAAAACAAAUAUUGUGACUUCUCUCAAAGUGAAAAAAUAUAUGCCGAUCAACGUCGUUUCUUGCCAGUGGGUAUCUUCCAAAGAAAAAUGAAAAAUCAUGAAGUGAAAGACCGAAAUUGGCUUGUUUAUUCUGAAACAAAAAGAUCUAUAUAUUGCGGACCCUGUUUAGCAUUCGGUCCAUUGGAGUAUAAGACCCAGUUCGAGAACGAAGGAUUUAAUGACUGGAAAAACGCAGAACACCGAGUAGCUCAGCAUGAAAACUCUGCACGUCAUAAAUCUAGUAUUCUUAGUUUGAAAGCUAGGAGUGCGAUUGAUGGCCGACUCGACAAUUUGCUACAGGUCCAAAUUGAUGAAGAAAUUAUAUAUUGGAGAAAUGUUCUGAAGAGAGUUGUUGCGGUAGUGAAGCGACUGUGUUCAAGAGGCCUUGCUUUCAGAGGCAAAAAUGAAAAGUUCGGUGAUCCACAUAACGGUAAUUACUGUAUGAUUUUGGAACUGUUAGCGGAAUUCGAUCCUUUUUUAGCCAGUCAUAUUGAACGAUUUGGGAAUCAAGGAUCAGGCAGUACCAGUUAUUUAUCAAAGACCGUUUGCGAUGAGUUUAUCCUCUUGAUGGGUCAUAAAGUCUCAAAACAGAUUGGAGACGAGAUACGAAGGGCGAAAUAUUUUUCUCUAAUCAUAGAUUCAACACCAGAUAUAGCACACGUAGAUCAACUUACUCUUGUUAUUAGAUACGUUUUAGAAUCAGGCGAACCGUGUGAAAGAUUUGUUAAGUUUUUGCCGUCGGUGGGACAUAAAGCUGAAGAAAUGUUUUCUGUCAUUAUUUUGGAGCUCGAAACACUGGGCAUAAAUAUUGAAGACUGUCGUGGGCAGUCAUAUGAUAAUGCCGCGAACAUGUCUGGCAUGUACAAUGGCUUGCAGGAAAAAAUUCGAAAUCAAGCACCUUUCGCAUUUUACGUGCCUUGCUCUGCCCAUUCUUUGAAUUUAGUGGCAACUGCCGCUGCUGAAUCGUGUAUAGAAGCAUGUCGCUUUUUUAUGACGCUACAGGAAAUUUAUGUUUUUUUUGUAAGCUCGACACAACGCUGGCUUAAAUUAAUGACUGAAAUCGGGAAAGGCAAAACCCUGAAAAGAGUGAAUCUGACACGUUGGUCAGCGAGGGAGGACGCGUGUAAAAGCUUGAGAGAUUCUUGGCACGAAGUUCUUAAGACUUUGGAAUCAAUCAAAGACGAUACACAACAGAAAUCGGAAAAAGGCAACCGAAAAGAAAAAAAAGAUUUGAUGAAACAUCAGAAGAAGUUAUUACAAUGA
Messenger RNA from Zeugodacus cucurbitae (melon fly), 2239 nucleotides. Its product is annotated as zinc finger MYM-type protein 1-like. The transcript has 2 exons. Bases 1025 to 2239 code for a protein of 404 amino acids. The record is from RefSeq and is a predicted model, not a curated record. Lineage: Eukaryota; Metazoa; Arthropoda; Insecta; Diptera; Tephritidae.